Messenger RNA from Phragmites australis (common reed), 2447 nucleotides. RefSeq names its product probable metal-nicotianamine transporter YSL12. Gene Ontology annotation, cellular component: membrane. The transcript has 6 exons. NCBI's taxonomy places the organism in Eukaryota, Viridiplantae, Streptophyta, Magnoliopsida, Poales, Poaceae. The record is from RefSeq and is a predicted model, not a curated record. The coding region runs from base 57 to 2207 and encodes 716 amino acids. Gene Ontology annotation, molecular function: oligopeptide transmembrane transporter activity.
CACGCUCUGCAAUCCACACCCGCCAACUCGGAAAGCACUGCGUCGACCAAGCCGAGAUGGCGCCGCACGCCACCACCCCAGCCAACGGCGGCGACGAGGAGACGGUGGUGGAGGAGGCAUGCGCGCUCCGCCACCGCCACAACGCCACCAAGAACAGCGGCGGUGAGGAGGGGGCCAGAGGGGCCUCCUCCCAGCCGCUGGCCGGGGGGGAGGAGGCGCUGUCGGUGGAGCGGGCGUUCGAGGACAGGGCGGUGCCGUCGUGGCGGGAGCAGCUGACGGUGCGCGCCUUCGUGGUCAGCUUCUUCCUCGCCGUCAUGUUCAGCAUCAUCGUCAUGAAGCUCAACCUCACCACCGGCAUCAUCCCCUCGCUCAACGUCUCCGCGGGUCUCCUCGGCUUCUUCUUCGUCCGCCUUUGGACCGCCGCCAUCGAGAGGAUGGGCCUCCUGAAGCAGCCGUUCACGCGCCAGGAGAACACCGUCAUACAGACGUGCGUCGUCGCCGCCUACGACAUCGCCUUCAGCGGUGGGUUUGGCACUUACUUGUUUGGAAUGAGUGAAACAAUCGCCAAGCAAGCGACAGAGGCUAAUGAUGCUCAGAAUAUCAAGAAUCCGCACAUAGGAUGGAUGAUAGGAUUUCUCUUCCUUGCCAGUUUUGUUGGGCUAUUUGCUCUUGUGCCCCUGAGAAAAAUUAUGAUUGUCGACUACAAGCUCACCUAUCCAAGUGGAACUGCAACUGCUUAUCUUAUCAAUGGUUUCCACACGCCGGAGGGUGCCAAGCUUGCAAGGAAACAAGUAAAAACACUAGGAAAAUUCUUUCUGUUUAGCUUCUUUUGGGGCUUUUUCCAGUGGUUCUAUACUGCUGGAGAUAAUUGUGGAUUCCAGAGCUUCCCUACAUUAGGCCUUCAAGCUUAUAAGAACAGGUUUUACUUCGAUUUCUCUCCUACCUAUGUUGGAGUUGGGAUGAUUUGCCCGCACAUUGUGAAUGUAUCUGUUCUUUUGGGAGGCAUCCUGUCGUGGGGAAUAAUGUGGCCUCUAAUCGGCAACAAAAAAGGGAGUUGGUACUCUGCCGCUCUCUCAGAAGGCAGUCUCCAUGGGUUGCCGGGUUACAGGGUUUUUAUAUCCAUUGCGUUGAUUCUUGGGGAUGGCCUGUACAACUUCGUGAAGGUGCUAAUUCGCACCACUGCAGGCUUUAUAACAAUGAUGAAGAAAAACAGCACCCUUCCAGUUUCAGACAAUGGCAACCCCAUCACUGAAGCUGUUUCCUUCGAUGACGAGCGCCGCACCGAGCUGUUCCUGAAAGAUCAGAUCCCCAGAUCAGUUGCCUAUGGAGGGUACGUUGCUGUCGCUGCCAUCUCAAUUGGCACCCUUCCUCAGGUCUUCCCGCAGCUCAAGUGGUACUACAUCCUGGUGGCGUACAUCUUUGCGCCUGUGCUGGCCUUCUGCAACGCCUACGGGACCGGCCUCACUGACUGGUCCCUCGCGUCCACCUACGGCAAGCUCGCGAUCUUCAUCUUUGGCGCGUGGGCUGGCGCUUCUCACGGUGGCGUUCUCGUCGGGCUCGCCGCCUGUGGCGUGAUGAUGAGCAUCGUGUCCACCGCCGCCGACCUGAUGCAGGACUUCAAGACCGGGUACCUGACCCUGGCGUCGCCGAGGUCGAUGUUCAUCAGCCAGGUGAUCGGCACCGCGAUGGGCUGCGUCAUCUCACCCUGCGUCUUCUGGCUCUUCUACAAGGCCUUCACCAACAUCGGCAUCAGCGGCAGCGAGUACCCGGCGCCGUACGCCAUCGUGUACCGGAACAUGGCCAUCCUCGGCGUCGACGGCUUCUCCUCGCUCCCCAAGAACUGCCUCACCCUCUGCUACGUCUUCUUCGCGGCGGCGAUCGUCAUCAACCUGAUCAGGGACCUGGUGCCGCCCAAGGUCGCCAGGUUCAUCCCACUCCCGAUGGCGAUGGCGAUACCGUUCUACAUCGGGUCGUACUUCGCCAUCGACAUGUUCAUCGGCACCGCGAUCCUCUUCGCGUGGGAGAUGGUGAGCAAGGCCAAAGCGGACGCUUUUGCACCUGCGGUCGCCUCGGGGUUGAUCUGCGGCGACGGCAUCUGGACCUUGCCGCAGUCGGUCCUGGCGCUUGCCAAGGUGAAGCCGCCGAUCUGCAUGAAGUUUCUGUCCAGAUCGGUGAAUGCCAAGGUGGAUGGCUUCCUGGGAAAUUAGCUGUGCUUUCAGUCGUGUGGGACAUUAAUUAGUUGUCGCCAACUUGAACACCUCCUGUAUCUUAAUGGUAUUAUCACGAGCGUGUACUCUGAUAUGCAACGUCAAGUAAGUAAUGUUCCAAAUCUUACGUAUCUGCGUAGCUGUAUGUUGUAGUACUAAGUAGGAAUGCCAGAGGUGAUCCUUGAAGACAUGCAUGUAUAUUUCAGCGUUGUGGUAAUUACUUCCCGCUUCAAAUCCCAA